AUGAUGCCUUCCUUACCGGAUAAUAACUCGAUGGCCCGUUUACCGGUGGGCACGGUGAAGUGGUACGAGUCGACAUAUCGGACGGCCCGGUUAGACUCGACGAUCCAGCCCGGGAGAGAGGAGGUGUCGCCGUCGAGAUUGGUGGGGAGGAGGACACCGAGAGACUCGUUUCUGAACAUCCACGGGCCUUCUUCAAAGCACAAACAGCUUCUUGAUAGCUACGUCGUCGAUGACGGGCCCGCAGGCGGGGUCGUCCUCCAUGCCGGUGUUCCGGAAGACCACGCGCGCGUCCUCCGACUGGGCCCUGAACGCCCACGCGUACGAAUCCCAGCCCUUCACGCUGUACACGGUCUGCAGAUCUAUGGCCUGCGACGCGGGGGGGACGGAGACGUUGAGCGACUCGAGCUGGGCGCAGGUUCGGGCGGCGCUGAACGUGACGGAGUAGGUCGCGCCCUUCUCCACCUUCACCUCCUGGCUGAUCUCGGCGUCGUUGCCCAGGCGCACGGCGUGCUCCCCCUGCGGCACGAUGAGGAUCAUCGCGCCCUGCCGCUGGCCCGCCGACACCAGCUCCACCAUACCGUCGGUUUUCCAGCCGGGGACGGAGAUGGGGGUGUCGGAGAUCGAGGCGUCCGCCGGGAAGCCUCCCGAGGGAGGGGUCUCGAAAUCGCCAUUGACGAGUGA
This is a messenger RNA of Striga asiatica, 681 nucleotides long. The record is from the annotation of a GenBank genome assembly. Lineage: Eukaryota; Viridiplantae; Streptophyta; Magnoliopsida; Lamiales; Orobanchaceae.